AUGUGCCAUAAAAGUUGCGCCAAAAUGAUGCUAGCGGUGAUGGUGACUUUCUGUGUCCUGCAAAUGCUGGAAUGUGGCGUCGUAGAUCGGCAACCCCGUGCUUACAAACAGUACAACACCGAACCACAGAAGAGACCGUUCUGCAACGCGUUCACCGGCUGCGGCAAGAAGCGCUCGUCCGCCUCGAGCCCACCGACGGCGGCGGCUGCAGCGGCCGCAGCGGCCAUCCUUCAGCGGCACAUGCAGAACAUGGAGGCGAACAGCAAGAAGGAGCGCGUGACCAGCGACUACGAGCCGAACGAGGAGUCGAUCAGCAGUCUGCUCGAUCUGAACACCGAGCCGGCCGUCGAGGAUCUGCUGCGGCAGAUCAUGUCCGAGGCGAAGCUCUGGGAAGCCAUCCAGGAGGCUAACCGGGAGAUCUUCCUGCAGAAGUCCGGCAUGAAGGAGCAGCGCAACGACUUCCCGCUGACCUUCAGCACGCAGUAA
Anopheles coustani is the source of this 486-nucleotide messenger RNA. It is a transcript of the gene CCAP, whose product is annotated as cardioactive peptide. Lineage: Eukaryota; Metazoa; Arthropoda; Insecta; Diptera; Culicidae. The transcript is spliced from 2 exons. Bases 1 to 486 code for a protein of 161 amino acids. The record is from RefSeq and is a predicted model, not a curated record.